GAGAGAGAGAGAGAGUAGAGAGAGAGAGAGAGGGGAGUUAGGGAGAGAGAGAGAGAGGAUUUGCGGUCAUGGCUGCCAUCGAGGAGGUUACAGAGGCCGUGAGCAACCUUCACGUGAGCGAGUCUCACAAGAAGAACAGGAUUCAGGUCUCCAACACCAAGAAACCCCUCUUCUUCUAUGUCAACCUCGCCAAGAGGUACAUGCAGCAACAUAACGAAGUGGAGUUGUCAGCUCUAGGAAUGGCAAUUGCUACUGUGGUCACAAUUGCAGAGAUUCUAAAGAACAAUGGACUGGCCAUUGAGAAGAAGAUCAUGACUUCAACUGUUGAUAUGAAAGAUGAAUCGAGAGGGCGACCUAUUCAGAAAGCAAAGAUUGAAAUUUUGCUUGGCAAGACUGCAAAUUUCGAUGAGUUGAUGGCCGCUGCAGCUGAGGAAAGAGAAAUUGCAGAAGGAGAGGAGCAGAGCUGAGUGCUUGAAGCCCCUGAAUUUGGCUUUGUUACUGAUUAGUUUACCUCUUUAAGUUCUUUUUUUUUUGGGUCGGGCCUUUUAAUGUUUGCGGGACAUGGUCAACAGAUGUGCACUAUGUGAUCGUCGUUGUGGAUGUAGAGAAUGGGUUGUUAUUCUUUCAUUUUAGGAAGACAACAGAGUCUUUGCUUUUCUGUAAAAACGAUUGCAAGAUCGUAAGUGUUUUUACGCUCAGGAAAUGGUUCUCCUUACAGUGCGUACCCUUUUUAUGACUUGUUAUGCUGCGUAGGCUUGAAAUCU
Amborella trichopoda is the source of this 764-nucleotide messenger RNA. RefSeq lists its product as uncharacterized. Gene Ontology annotation, molecular function: RNA binding. NCBI's taxonomy places the organism in Eukaryota, Viridiplantae, Streptophyta, Magnoliopsida, Amborellales, Amborellaceae. Gene Ontology annotation, cellular component: nucleus. The record is from RefSeq and is a predicted model, not a curated record.